This is a messenger RNA of Arachis ipaensis, 1320 nucleotides long. The record is from RefSeq and is a predicted model, not a curated record. NCBI's taxonomy places the organism in Eukaryota, Viridiplantae, Streptophyta, Magnoliopsida, Fabales, Fabaceae.
AUGGCAGAGAGCUCUAUGGAAGGACAAGAAGUAGAAUCAGAUAGAAACCUAAAAGACCUAAUGCUUGACAUGGUUCAGAAGGCGUUCAACUUCCCAAGACUUCAUGGCGAUGAAGACGAUUCAGUGAAUGAACACGCUGGCGGGGAUCGGGAGGAGUUACCAUACUUAUCAAAUGAAAGUAGUCACGAGGUCCGCAACUUGUAUGACCUGCUCGAAGAUGGAUCGCAGGAGCUAUACCCAGGAUGUUCAAGGUUCUCUAAGCUGUCUUUCUUGGUAAAGCUCUAUCAUAUAAAAUCCCUGUGCGGAAUGAGCGACAAGGCCUUCGGAAUGAUACUGGAGUUGCUGGCAGAUGCCUUUGAGCAUGCAAGGAUUCCGAGCAAUAUGCACGAUGCCAAGAGGAUCAUAUGGAAGCUCGAUAUCGCAUACAAAAAGAUAGACGCAUGUCCAAAUGACUACAUGCUAUACCAGGGCAGCGACGAAGACUUGUCUAAAUGCAAGAGAUGUGGGACAUCAAGAUGGAAGCAAAAGACUAAUAAGAACUCCAGAGUGAGGAUCAACAGGGUUGUUAAGAAGAAUGGAAAACCGCAAGUGGCGAAGACUCUUCGCUACUUCCCCCUUAUUCCACGAUUGCAGCGGCUCUACAUGUCUAGUAAGACAGCCGUUGACAUGUUGUGGCAUAAGAGCGAGCAUAGCUCUAACGGUAUUUACCGGCAUCCAUGGGACGGCGACACAUGGAAGGCAUUUGACAGAACUUAUUCCGACUUCUCCAGCGAUUCGCGCAGUGUUUGCCUAGCCUUGGCUAGCGAUGGCUUUAACCCUUAUGGAAACAUGAGCUCGAAGUACUCAAUUUGGCCAGUGGUUCUUAUUCUGUACAACCUGCCCCCUUGGAUUUGCAUGAAACCCACCUCUUUCAUCCUCUCCAUGAUUAUCCCUGGGCCUAAAAUGUCUGGAAAUGAUAUAGAUGUCUACUUACAGCCCUUGAUCGAUGAGUUGAAGCUGUUGUGGGUUGGUGUUGAAACGUACGAUGCUUACACGAAAAAAACUUUCAGGAUGUAUGCUGCGUUAAUGUGGACAAUCAGUGAAUUUCCUGGUUUAGGCAACUUGUCCGGGUGGAACACGUACGGUGGGAGAGCUUGUCCUGCAUGCAAUUUGGAUGCUGAGACUAACCGACUCACACACAGUCAGAAAUGGUGUUUCAUAGGCCAUCAUCGUUUUCUGAAUCCUGCCCACAGAUAUAGAAAGGACCGGGAUAGAUUUGAUGGAAAGAUAGAGGAUAGAGGUCCACUUGUCAAACUCUUUGGUGGAGACAUUGUGAGAUAA